Molecule: messenger RNA, 9675 nt
Organism: Mytilus californianus (California mussel)
Lineage: Eukaryota; Metazoa; Mollusca; Bivalvia; Mytilida; Mytilidae
Product: poly(rC)-binding protein 3-like
Exons: 15
Coding region: 766-2226 (486 amino acids)
Biological process (GO): regulation of RNA metabolic process; regulation of gene expression
Cellular component (GO): cytoplasm; nucleus
Molecular function (GO): mRNA binding
Source: RefSeq, a predicted model, not a curated record
AUUAGAAUAGCUAAAUAUAUUCACGUUGCUUUUCAUAAAACUGUUUACCUUGCAUGUGUGUACUGUAAAACACCUUUUUAAUUCUUAUUAAAAUCACGGUAAAUGGAAAAAAAAUCAAUUCUUCUUUUCCUACGAUAUUUUCCCGUAGAAAAAUAAAUCUGUACAUUUGUAUAUAUAUAUCGAACAUACGCAUUCCUUCCUAUAAUCCCGUUAUUUAAUUUUUUGUUACCCUGUCUUAAUCCUGAAACCUUUCCUACCGAUCGCGACCAUCUUGAGGAUCACAACGAAGAUUUGAGCAUGCAACGGAAAAUCCUUCCUCACCUUAUACUAACUAACCAAGAGCUUUUUCCUAGCAUAAGAGCAGUGCACUUGCAGGAUUUCUACUAAAGUGAAUACACAAACUGAGAGGAAUACACACAACUGGAGGACAAAAAUGUGUAUUGGUGACAUUUGUGACAAUGUGACAUUAAUUUGGAAAUCUUAUUUGUUAAAAUCGAUUUUAAGUUUGGAAUAAAUUUGCCAUAAAAGUUAGAAGAAGAAUGAGUUGUAUAAAGUAUCUAGUACCAGUUAAAAAUAUGUAACCUUUGAAAGUGGAUACCAUUAACAGUACAUAUAUACAUAUAUUGAGAGCAUGACCUUCAGUCCUCAGUAGCCAUCACCAUUUGACAUAGCAUUGUAGAACAGUGGAGACAGUAGUGUUACCAGUAGAAACAACCCUGUACGGACCAUUAACCGUACCUAUCCCCCCUUACUUUGUGUUGUGACAUGGCCACAGAUAUUAACAACAUGGUGCAGAAUGACAAUUCCCCACCCACGAUGCUUACAGUCCGAAUGAUUAUGCAGGGAAAGGAAGUCGGCAGUAUCAUAGGAAAGAAAGGAGAUAAUAUAAAGAAAUUCAGGGAAGAUAGUGGUGCUAAAAUAAACAUAUCGGAUGGAUCUUGUCCAGAACGUAUUGUCACAGUAACAGGAACUACAGAUUGUAUAAAUAAAGCAUUCACAUUUAUUUGUAAAAAGUUUGAAGAGGAUUUACAGAAUGCCUUUGUUUUACAGGACUUACAGAAUACACCAACAGUGCCUAAACCCCCCGUCACAUUACGAUUGGUUGUGCCCGCUAGUCAGUGUGGAUCACUGAUUGGCAAAGGUGGCUCCAAAAUUAAGGAAAUUAGGGAGACAACGGGCGCACAGAUACAGGUAGCAUCGGAAAUGUUGCCGAAUUCCACAGAGCGAGCAGUGACUGUGUCGGGCACAGCAGACGCCAUUACAGCCUGUAUACAGAAUAUCUGUAACAUCAUGUUAGAGUCCCCUCCCAAGGGAGCAACAAUCCAAUACCGUCCAAAACCCGUUGUCCCUCCAGUAAUCUUCACUGGGGGUCAGGCAUAUACAGUUCCGGGUGGGCAGAUACCGAUGACAAUACCAGAGAUGAACAAAUUACAUCAGAUAUCAUUACAGCAGGGUAUUCCAAUAAUUCCAACAUCACAACCUUUACUUCCAACAUGCCAAGUCCCUUGGUACCAGGGAACAACUAAUGAUUUUAUCUGUAAUCAAAAGAAAGCAAACUAUGUCAUAACAGACAGAAUGCAUCAUGCUCCUGGUAUACCAGUUGCAUACAGACAUGCCAGUCCGGCAGCUAUUCCACAGAAUACACAACAGACACAUGAGAUCUCCAUACCAAAUGACUUAAUAGGGUGUAUUAUUGGCAGAGGUGGUCAGAAAAUUAAUGAAAUCAGACAAAUGUCAGGUGCUAUGAUAAAAAUUUCCAAUGCAGAGGAAGGGUCCCCCGACCGUAAGGUGACAAUUACUGGUACGAUAGAAACCAUUGGAUUGGCACAGUAUUUAAUAAACACAAGCAUGGAAUUGCAUAAGAAUUUGACCCUUGACCCGACUACCUCGACUAUCCCAACAACAUCUGCAUCACCCUUGACCUCUGUUGUUCAGUCCCCUCAGCAGCUGCAGGCCUCUCCGUAUGCAAUUACCUUGAAUCAACUUGCCAUGAACUCGAUGAACUCGAUGAACUCAAUGAACAUGAACGCUAUGAAUAUGAACUCCAUGAACAUGAACAUGAACAUGAAUGCCUUGAAACAAAUGCCAGCAGUUCCAUAUCAACUGGGCCAGUAUUUUGGGAUGAUAGAUACAGUAGGACAGGCUCCUGUACAACAGAAUAAAAUGCGAGUCGGGGUGGCAGCAAAUGCUAUGUUGACUGAGAGGAAGAAAAUAGCACCCUACUAACUGUCUUGUGUUGAUUGUUAUUGCACACAAUCGGAGCACCUCACUCGAUGGUUGUGCUUAACAGGAAUAAUUAUACAGCUUUAUAUGGUAUUUUUCAUCAGAGAAGCUGACUUAAGUUCUUCUACUAAAUGCCUUUUUUUCAAGGAUCUCCUUGGUAUGAAAGAAUUUUUAAAAAGCAGCUUUGAAUGCUGAUAAUUAGUUCAACCGGAAAGAAGUGAGCUGCUCCGUUUGUACAUAGAUGUGAUGUGGUCACAUGCUAGUCAUGUGACCUAUGUUACUUUGUCUCAUUAUUUAUUUUGUUAAAUUGUUUUCCUUUGAAAUCAUUAUUGAAUAUGAUAGAUUCAAACGGAAAUGUAUCAGAGUUAUUGAUAAUUGCUAAAAUGUUUAUUUUUGGUUAAUACAUUUACAGGUUUAUUUUAGUUUGCCAAAAGUUUGUUUUUGAUAUGUAUAUAUUUACACAAUUAAAUGUGCAGUAUAACUAUGAAUUAAAGUAAUUGUUAAAAACUUGUUAAUUAGAAACAUAUCACCCUUGACUGAUUCAAAUUUUAUAUUUUCAAUUUUGUGUAUAAAAAAGACGAAAACAAUUAGAAAAAUAAUCUAUUUUUCUUAUUUUAUAAAAUAAAUCAUAAAUGUUGUGUUGGUGUUGUCAGCUUGAAUCUUUUCACAAUUCUUCAAUGAUUUCAUUUUGUUGAUUUUUUUUUGCCAAAAAUUAUGUAUAAAGUCAGUAGGAGUAAUAUUUGACCUAUGAUUAGCCAGAAUGAGUCCAAUCAAUGUUAACCUGCAUGUAUACAGACGUUUUAAUAGUUGUUAUAUUCAAUAAGCAGUUUCUUACAAAUUCAUGAAAAUAAUUUAUUUUUUUGUAUAAAAAAAUGUACUGUUAUGGCAAUUUUAAUAUGAGUAAGCAUGCUUUAUUUAGAUUUUCAGUUUGGUACCAGUUAUGUCUUGUUUAACAUUUAAAUUCAUUGAAUUUAACAUUUAAAUUCAUUGAAUUAUCUGAUUUCUUACUCUUACAAUAAGUUAAUGAAUUUGUGCAUGAUAGUGCUUUAAACUUUAGUAUGAAUAAUGUUAAAAGUGCAAUAGAUUUUCUAAUGGUGUUUAGUAUAUCUUGUGUAAAGUUGAUUAAACACUCUUAAACACUAAAAUGGCUACCAAUUUGGGAAGAUUACCCAUAAUGCUUUUCAAUUUUACACAAGAUGACACUUUCCAAUCAUUUGUGAUAUCCAUUUUGUUUUAUGUGCUCACAAAUAAGAUUAUAAUAUGGUAUCCAGCAGUAUCACCAGUACUUUGAUUUUUUACAGAUAUAAGUACCAUAGAGUUAUCUUUCUUUGAUUUGGUCGAAGUAAGAUUUAUCAUUAGUGAUUACAUGUAUAUGUUACAUCUGGAAUUGAUAUACUAUUUAAUCAGCGGUUGGCCAGUAGUAAAGGCCUAUGACCUUUAGAUAUCAUGACUGGUGGUACCACUGGAUUACUGCAUUACAAUCUGACCAUCAGUACUGUCAUCUGGCACGUUUUAUUUCACUAGAACAUUUAGCACUUAGAAAAACUUGAUACUCAUAAAACUGAUGAUUAUCAGUGCAGUUAUGGUGUUAUGUAUGUAUAUUGAGGUAUAUAAGGUCAUUCAUUAGAAGGUUAACAUUCCAAAUGAAAAAAAAUCAUCCGUCAAUUUUAUCAGGGUAGCAGUGUAUUUUUUUUUUUAAUGCCAUUUUGUUUGUUACAAGGGCAUUUAGCCAGAUUCUAAGUCAUUUGUAUUCCAUAUUUAUAUCUUUAGUCUUAACUUAUAUACAGGUUAUUUGUCCAUAUCAGAAACAAUUGAUACUCUCGUUAUAACAUCCAGGUAUGCUCCAAAAUGCUGUGGAUGGCAUAAUGCUAAAUUUUCAAUGAAAAAUUUUAACAUACUGAAAUAUCCAAUUUUAUGGGAUAAUGUUGCACUUUGCCAUCAACAAGUGACACAAUAUAAGCAUGUUUGCAUAUUAUGAUGAACAGUUCUUUACAAGAAAAAGUUAAAUGGGCCAAAUUUCAAGAUAUUUUUGAUGCUUGUUAAAAACUGACAUGAAUAUUCCCAAAAAUCUGUUGGAUAAGAAGUCCAAUUCACAUGUGAUCAGUUAAUGAAGCCUGGUCUAUGAAUUUAUUUGGCCUUCUGCAGAAUGUGAUUAAAACUCCCAAAGGGAUAUAGAAAAAUAGACUAAGUUCAUAUAAUAUUAGAUACUGAAUGGAAGGAAAUCCUUAUAAGAUAUUACCGAUUAAGUUGAUGUGAACAAAAAACUUGUACAAUAAGGAAAGUAGUUCAGUUUAUAUAUAUAUAGGUUAAGUUCAUUGUUUUAACUUGAUGCUUGCCAAAUAUUUCUUCCCCUCUGUGUUUGUUAAUUGACAAGUAUUUGCAUAAAUCCAAAUGAAACAAUUACUUGUUAUCUUCACAUAGUAGAAAUUGUUCAGAAUGAUAUGUGUGUUCUCUAGAGAGAUCACAUCAAUACAUUCAGUAGAAAAAAUAUUUUAGUUCAUGUUCAAUUUACACUUGAUUUAAAGAACACAGAACCAUUGGGUUAAAUAAGAAAAACAUUAUUUAAAGUUUAAUCAGUUUUGUAGUUGUCAAUACUGGUAUAACCUGAUGUUAAAAAUGAACCUAAAGGUACUAUUGACAAAUUUUCAAAAAAUAUAUAAUUCUCACAAAAAAAUCAACUAUUUUUUUCAAACACAAGUAAAGUUGACAAGUAAUUGUUUAAGUAAUAUGUCUCAAGAAGUUGGAUAUAAAUCCAUACCCGAUGCUCAUUAUAUUUUGUUAUAUAAGAUUUAUGUAUAUUAUUUAGUCCCAAUAUUUGCAAUAUUCCAUUUUAAAACUUAAAACUUGUUUUGCAUGAACAUUGUAUGACUCUUGAAAAGUAUCAAGUUACAAAAAUCUUGUCUCCUCAUAUGAAAUUUAGAUUUAUAUUGCUAUAGAUACCUCAAAAACAAUGACCUGUUGUGUUGUUUUAAUUCACUGUCUGCCAGUUUUGUUUUGAAACUUAAGGUAUCAAGUCAUGAUAAAAUGUAGAUCAAAUUACCCAAUACCUUGAAAAUAGGACAUAAGUAUACCAAGUCUUAGGCAUAUAAAUUAAACAAGAUUGGACUUUUUAUAUGAUUUGAAAGUUAGAAAAGAAAAUCUUCUCUUGCUGUAGUAAUAUCUUUGCAUUUUGAACCUCUGUUCAAAGGCCACCUCUCUUGUAAGGUCAGUUAUCUCUGGUUGCAAGAGUGACAUUUAUAUACAGUUUGACUGUACUUUAAUUGUAUUUGUAUUCUUUUUUCUAAGUUUGCUGAAAAACCAGAAAUCCACUGAACUAUCAUAAAUUUUGAACACUCAGCCUGGUCUAUUUUGGUGAUCAUGUAAUCAGUUAUUCUGCAACAUCUUUAAAAUGUUCAAAUCAAUUUGAAAAAAAAUCAGUUUUUCAAUUCCAUGAAAUAUGACUUCAAAAGAAUUACACAGAGUAUGAAUCAGCUCUGAGCAGCAGAUAGGCAAUAUACUGGAACCUACCAAACAUUUGAAGCUUGUAUAGAGUCAUAUAUAUGUUUUGAAUUAACUUUAAUUCCCUUUUUGAGUACCUCAGCUUUAGUGAUUUGCAUAAUUGAUUUGGUUGCAAUAUAAAGCAUUAUGUUUUUGCAAUAUUAAUCACAGAUUGUUGUGGGUUUGUCAUAAACAUAGAAAUAUAUAUAUAUAACUUGCAUUUUAUUUAUAUAUAAAGUAACAUAUAUCAUAGAUUUUGAAUUUUAUGUGCAGUAUUUUUAAAUGUUUAAAGUUUUGAUUUUUUUUUUAAGUGUUUUGAAAAUUGUUCAAAUCAGAAAGCCAAAUUUUGGUCACACUAUUUUGAAGUUUUUUCUUGUAUGAAAUUCUACCCAUGUGAGCUAGAUCACAAUUACAAAAAAAAUCUGUAGCUGUGUAAAGGGCAAUGGAAGCACAAUUUCUCGAUUAUUUUGCAUUUUCUUUGUUUGGUAAGUAAAAAGUAUACAGUAAAUUGUAUGCAGAGUUCACAAAUUCAAUGCUUUUGUUCCUUCUAGAAAAAUUUACCACUGCAAAUGAGUAGUCCUUGCCAUGACACUUUUUUGUUUGAUCAAAUGCAAUUUGGAAUGAUUAUUUAAAGAAAGCUUUCAGAAGGAACUUAAAAAUUUUAAGUGCACUGGGGAGAAUUGCUGCUUGGCAAUAAAUUGCCCCUCUUGCCACCAGAGUUUCACUUUAGGAACUCGGAACUGAAUCAACAGUCAGUUCACAACAAACUUUUUAAAGCAUAUUAUACCAAAAUGAAUCCUUUUCAUAACAAAAGUUAAAUUGAAAAUCACCAAAUUUGAAAAAAUUCCAUAGGCCCUUACAUGUUAGUGACCUAGCAAACAUGGGUUGAUUCUUGUGUUGAGGUUGUACAUAAUUAAUUCCAUUGCCAUAUUUCUUGUCUUUGUGUGUAUGUGGUAUAGGUUGGUUAGUAUAAUUUUAUUGCUUGGAAAUGAUGGCUUGUCUAAAUGUCAUUUUACUCUAUAUAUUCCUUGAAUAUAAUUGGGUGCUUUCAGUACUUAGUUCCUUCUAGUCUCUAAGUUUUCUGAUAAUCUUGGUUACUAUUGAUCUUUGGUUAUACAAGAAGGUAAUACACAUCUUUUUACAAAAAGCUAAUUGGAUAUUGGAAAAUAAAGGGUUAGACAUUGUUUAUUUAAUUUUCUAAACUUAAAUCAACCCAAGAUUAUCAUAAAAUCCUAUAGUGUUCUUUUGUUAACAUAGAUACCUCUUUUUUCAGUAUUUUGAUAACUUGACUUCCAACUUUAAUGGCAUUUAUUUUUUUACAAGGGUAGUGAGUGCAAUUUUGUAAAAAAAAAUAUUUUUAAUGUUGAUGGUUUGGUAGUUUAUAAGUAGAAAUUAGAGAGAGAUUGUUGAAAAUCCUGCCAUUUAUAAAAAAACAUUUUAAGGGGUCAGACUCGGAUAACCCCAGUUCAUUGUCCUGCCAUUUGUUGUGCAUUGCCAAAAUUUGUUGUGUUCGAAGUUGUUUUAACAGUUCUUCUAUCUUGCAAUCUUUAAACGUCUUCGUACUCUUCUAUUUUUAGGAUAACAUCAGAGAUGUGCGGAAUGGGAAUUCGUUAAAUGUGGAGAGGACCAUAGAUUUUAAUCGAUGUUAUCACUUGUUGUUUUUUUUUAAAAGACAAUCAGCACUGAAAAAGUUGAGUGUCUGACUUGAUUGGAAAAAAGACCAAAAGUUUUACAGAGUUGUCUUUCUUGAAAUAGCAUUUAGUUGAUGUUUUUUUUUUCAUGCCAAAAAUAUUUCAGUGAGGAUCAUUUACAUAAUUUUUUUCAGAUUCAAACAUAAAUUAAAUUUUUAUAAAUUUACAAUCAUAUAAUGGCUUGAUUGUGAAGCCAGACUUGACAUAGCCAAAUUUAGGUUGUUAUAUAGUGCAAUAUUUGUCAUAUUUUCGUACUCAGUCAAAUAUUUGCACAUUUUGUUUUUACUAUUUAUACAAAUAUUUACUGAGUUGGUCAUUUAUGGAAAACAUUUAUUUCAUUUUGAAGCAUACAUCUAUAAAAAUUUUGGAAGUAAGUUAUUUUGUUUAUAAAGCAUUCCUUUAUGCUGACCUAAGCAUUGUUUUCUCACUAUAGAUUCUCUGUGUAUAGGGGAUCAUAGUUUGAAAAAAAUUCCUUUAGAUAAUAGAAAACAAAACAGAUAUUUCUUGACAGUAAAAUAAAAUAAAAUUCAUGUUGAAUUAUGAUCAUAAUUCAUCAAGAUUCAGAAUCACAAUAGAAUGAUAAACAUUUUAUUUUUUUGGAAAAAGUUAAAACUAGAAAUUUUUUUAAGUGUAUCAGAGUAGCAAUGAAAACUGGUACUAAAAAUACCAUAUCUCAGCUUCACAAAAUGAUGACAGCUAAUGGCAUAUAUAUAUUGUAAUAUUACGACUGUGAUAAAUAUGUGUAAUAUGUGUACAUUGUUAUACAAUCAUCUAUUGACAAUGUGAAAUGGAAAAUUAUUUUUAUUUUGCAACAAAAUAUCCUUUCUAGGUCUUUUGUGGAUCAAAAGUUUUGAAAUUUGUUUCACUUUUAAGAAUUCUCAAUUGCUGUAGGUCCUGCAUAGAGAUGUACUAAGGGAUGACUCAAAUCUGCAAAAUGUUUUCUUUUUCAUAUUCAAAAUACCCUUUUGCAGAAUAUAGAAUUGUAAUUGGAUUUUGAGGUCCUUAUUAAUUAAACCAAAAAUUGGAUCAACAUAAACAUAUCAAAUGAUUGAUUUAAGUUAUUGAAUUACUUCAAUUGUAGACAGACAAUUUAUGUCAGAAGCAAUCCCUUAUACAGUGAAAUCUGUCAAAACUCAACACCUUUACACCUAAAGAUUUUGAUCCAGAUUAGACAUGUAUUUUAUUCAUACAGGUUUAAAAUAUGAAUGAAUAUUCAUUGCUCGUCUUUGUACAAGAGUGGUGUUUUGACAGUUUUUACUGCUAACUAAAGUAUAUAUUCUCAAUGACAAACAUUACACCAUUUGUUUUACAUAAAGACUGACAUGUUAUUAUACAGUUCAAGUAAUGGAUAUCAAAGGUCUAGUUUAAGAGUACAUCAAAAUGUCUGCCUAAAAUGAGGGUACUUCAAUAGCAAACGUAACAAUCCUUUAUUUUUAAUCAUUUGAUUUUUAUGAUAAACGUUUUGUAGUAUUUUUAACAGUUUAUGUUUAAUAAAUGAUGAAAAUGCACUUUUGAUAUGUUGAUGAAAGAUAUACUCAUAGUUCUCAAUCCCCACGUAAUUAGCAUUUUCUAGACAAUUUUUUCUGGUUCAGUUCUAAACAUAGAGAUUUGUUACCUUUAACAGGUAUAGGUUACUAUUUUGUUUAUGGGGUACAUCAAGGGAUUAUUGUGUACGGGGUAUGUUGGGGAUUUAUUAUUGGGUAUAUUUUUUGUUUUGUGUUCUUUUGACAUAUUGUAUAUAACUGUUGAAUCUUGUAUAUUGAAUUGAUUUGUUGUUUUUUUUUUUUUGUAGAAAUCUACGUAAUUUUAUAUAAUUUCUGAACCCAUUUAUUGACAUUCAUCCUUUGAUUGAAAUUGGGGGAAAUUUAUAAUCUCCGCAGCCACAUGAUAAAUUUUGAUAAAAAUUUUAAAUUUUUAAAGCAGAAAUGCAGCCAGGUUGUAAGAUCAUUUUCAUAUCUAAUGAUGUCAUUUUAAUUUCAUUCUUUUACUAGAGAAGAAAAUUAAAAUAUUUUCCCAUUUACAAAAAUAUGUCCUUUAAUCUUUUGAGAAGUAAGAAAACUAAUGGUAUUUUAGUGUUUUCACUUUCCCAUGUGACUGUACUUAUAAAGAGUGAUCGUUAUGAAUGUUUAUAAAUGGGACCAGAGAGAUUUUUUACAUGUGAAAAUGUGUGAAGUGAAAUCGGACUGUUUUCCAAAAGGGUAAUUAUCAUCAUAACUAUUUAUCAUUUAUUUAUUAUUAUCAUGAUGAAAAGUCAUUAAAAAGGUGCUGCACCUCUUAAGAUUUA